GAACAUAACCCAACUUUGAAGGAUGUUUUUUGGUAGUAAACAAAAAAUGAUAAAGAUUUCAUAAAAUUUACACUUUUAUGCUAAUUAGUGUGAUUUUGAUUAUUGUAAAUUCAUAAUGAUAACGUUGUCGCAAAGACUUAAAAGGAAAGCAGAUAAUAAUGAAGCAACAACAUCAAGAGCUUCAAUAAGAGACAGAUUACUAGUUAAGGAAGCUCAAGAAAUGGCUCAGUUGUUACCUUCGUGUUGUUCUAUUCACUAUACCAAUGAACAUGAUUUAAGUAGAUUUAUGUUAGUAGUAAAGCCAGCGGAGGGCUUCUGGGAAGGUGGGACUUUUCGGUUUGAUAUAUGUGUUACAGAUGAAUAUAACAUGGUCCCCCCUGUAGUUAAAUGUCUAACAAAAUUGUGGCAUCCAAAUAUUACCGAAUCUGGUGAGGUAUGUUUAUCAUUACUUAGAAGGCACAGUAUGGAUGGUAUGGGAUGGUCACCUAUUAGACGAUUAAAUGAUGUUGUUUGGGGAUUAAAUGCCUUAUUCACAGACUUACUGAACUUUGAAGAUCCUCUCAAUGUGGAAGCGGCUGAGAUGUACAGGCAUUCUAAAGAGGAAUUUAAAAUGAAAGUUAUGGAGUAUGUAGCUAGUUAUGCAAAGGAUUAGGUUAUAUUUCUUGAGCUUGUAAGUCUUUUGUAUUUAUUUUGCAGACAUUUUAUUUAAAAUAACUUUUGGUUGCUGUGUUACUAGGGUGUAAGUAGAGGGUGCCUAAAAUUAUAUUACAUAUAUCGUUUUUAUAGAACUAUUAUUGUUCUACUAAUACUUUGAAUCUACUAAUUAGAUUUUGUUAAACAUUUUACAAGUUGCUUAUGUUAAAUUACCAAAAAUAUAUCCAAAUCAAAAAAAUAUUGCAUAUCAGAGUGAGUGGACCAUCUAAAAAUUUAAAAAAGUUAUAUUAUUACUUUUAUUAUUAUUAUUUUAUAUUAUUACUUACUAAAUAUCUUGUAUAUAGGUUCAAUCCCUGAUUUAACAUGUCAUUAGAUGGUUUUAAUGAUAAUCAAAGUGAAAAUAUUGUAUAACAGAAUUGAACAGUUCAAGAAAGGAUGAUAAUCCAUAUUGUAUCUAUCCUCAAUUCUAGAGAAUAUUUCUGAUUCAAGUUGACAGCAAGUUUAAUAGGAUUUUGAUUCACCUUUUAAGAAGACUAGUCCAUUUUUGAAUACGUAAUUCUUUAAAGUACCAUAGUGCCACCAGGCAUUCUAUAGAGUAUAGCAAAUAAUUGAUUCAAUUUAAAUAAAGUAAGUAAUUUAAAAAUCGUAUAAUUACCUACCUACUUAAUUUUUUAGAUGUUCCAUUUCUUCAGGUCCAUAGUGUACAAUCGUGUAUGUUUAUAUUUUUUAGAGUGUAUAGACAUGCGACAAAAAAAUAGUACUGUUCAUUAUAUUUAUAUGUUUUGAAUAAUAACUCAUAAAUAAAUACAUAUUAUUUUAAUUUGUGGAUAGUUUUAUCUGGAUCCAAUACUUUUAACUUUUUGCAUAAACAACAGGACUACUAGUUGCAUAUCUGGCCUAAUAUUUAUUUAAAUAAUAUCGGUUUUGGACACCCUCUCUCAAUAAUUUAAAUUAUCAAUAUAUCCACAGUACUUUUGCUAUAUUUGUAAUUGUGAUAAAUAAUAUGCUUUUUAAAUUUUUAUAAAAAGAAUCAGUCGAUAUU
Messenger RNA from Diabrotica balteata, 1696 nucleotides. NCBI's taxonomy places the organism in Eukaryota, Metazoa, Arthropoda, Insecta, Coleoptera, Chrysomelidae. The record is from the annotation of a GenBank genome assembly.